Ricinus communis (castor bean) is the source of this 1836-nucleotide messenger RNA. RefSeq names its product carbon catabolite repressor protein 4 homolog 5. Gene Ontology annotation, molecular function: 3'-5'-RNA exonuclease activity. The record is from RefSeq and is a predicted model, not a curated record. Bases 148 to 1497 code for a protein of 449 amino acids. The transcript has 14 exons. NCBI's taxonomy places the organism in Eukaryota, Viridiplantae, Streptophyta, Magnoliopsida, Malpighiales, Euphorbiaceae.
CAAAUAUAAGAAGUUAAGGUACCAAGAGUGCUCGAAUUCCAUAUACUAGGGAUUAGAAUUUUCCAUUUAUUAAUCAUCUCCAUUCUGCUGCCGCUCCCGCCACUGCAGUAUCUACACGCGCCACCACAAACUGAAAUUGACGGCAAAAUGAGAGAAAACAGAAAGCGGGGUCCUUCAAGAACACAUCACACACACGCCAAGCGCAAGCACUUGGAUGACGACACAGUAGGACAUGAUAACAAAAUUGACACAAAAAAGCCAAAUUUAGUUCCGAAAACCAAAACCCUAACUGUCUAUCCAAAUUUGCCCACUUCAAAUAGGUUUCUAACAAAUAACUAUGUUAGCAAAAACUCGAGUACCGCAGAGUGUAAUCGCAGAUGGGUCUUCUCUGACAACGAUUUCUCUGCUUAUAAAGAUAGAGUUGUUGUUGUGUCAUAUAAUAUACUAGGUGUUGAAAAUGCUUCAAACCAUCCUGAUUUGUAUUUCAAAAUUCCACCUAAAUUCUUGGACUGGGAUAGGCGGAAGGAGCUAAUUUGUGAGGAGAUCAGUCAUUAUAAUGCAGGCAUCUUAUGUUUCCAGGAGGUUGACCGUUUCGAUGAUUUAGAUUGUCUUCUUCAAGAGGAUAGCUUCAGAGGUGUUUACAAGGCCCGCACAGGUGAAGCAUGUGACGGCUGUGCUAUAUUUUGGAAAGACACGCUGUUUUCUCUUUUGCAUGAAGAAAAUAUAGAGUUCCAGAGUUUUGGCCUCCGAAACAAUGUUGCUCAACUUUGUGUUUUAAAGAUGAAUGAAAGUCAAUCCAAGUCUGACCAAUUUAUGCAAUCAUCAGAGGCCAGAACUUCCAAAAGUCGAAGAUUUGUGGUAGGAAAUGUGCAUGUUCUCUUCAACCCAAAGCGUGGAGACAUCAAGCUGGGCCAGGUUCGAUUAUUUCUUGAGAGAGCCUACAAGUUAUCACAAGAAUGGGGUGGCAUCCCUGUUGUACUUGGUGGAGAUCUAAAUAGCCUUCCACAGAGUGCUGUGUAUCAGUUUCUGGCUUCGUCAGAGCUGAACAUCCUGGUCCAUGACCGCAGAAACAUUUCGGGGCAGCUUGAUCAUCUACCACAGCACGAAUACUUCAAAUCCCAAAAUAAGAAUGCUGAGAGCAAUCGUAGGUCCAUCUCAAGGCCAUUGAUACAUACAUGGAACGAUGAAGAAGUAAGUCUUGCUACUGGUUGCAAAGGAGUCACUCAUCUUUGUCACCAAUUAAAGCUUGGUAGUGCAUAUCAUGGGGUUCCUGGGAGCCGUAGAACAAGAGACAAUCAUGGAGAACCAUUGGCAACAUCAUACCACUCCAUGUUUAUGGGAACUGUUGAUUAUAUUUGGCACACACAAGAACUCAUUCCUGUAAGAGUUCUUGAGACCUUGCCCAUUGAUAUUUUGAGAAGAAGUGCAGGACUUCCGAAUGAGAAAUGGGGAAGUGAUCAUCUUGCUCUUGUGUGCGAACUAGCCUUUGCAGAUUGAGACAAUUAAAGCCAGAGUGGCACACCAAGUUCCUAUUGUUUAAAGGAACUCCGACGUUCAAGAAGCUGCAUUGCGUGUGAGCAUUAGAUGCGUAAUUUUGCUAACAGUUAGGGUUCUGGAAUUCCAUAUGAUCUGUGGUGCAGCAACUGCAGUUCCUAAUCAAGUCUCUCCUUUGAUGAAAAAGGUUUGCAUUUAAAUCCCAAAGGGUAGCUAGUAGCAGUAAAGUUUUCUCUAUUUUAUUGACGGGCGUCCAAAAUAUUUAUCAACUGUAACUUUACAAUUUGUCAUAGGCUUUUCAAGCAUCCAAGUUAAAUAAUUAAAGACGUCUUGCUUUUAAAA